This is a messenger RNA of Magnusiomyces paraingens, 2784 nucleotides long. RefSeq lists its product as uncharacterized. The record is from RefSeq and is a predicted model, not a curated record. Bases 1 to 2784 code for a protein of 927 amino acids. Lineage: Eukaryota; Fungi; Ascomycota; Dipodascomycetes; Dipodascales; Dipodascaceae. The transcript has a single exon.
AUGAAAUCUGAAAACUGGCACCGCAAAAGUAGUGGAGAUACUAACUUUGUUCACCCGCACUAUACCUCAACAGCUUCAACAGCAGCAGCAGCCGCCGCGGCAUCUGCCACUGCCCAAGGGUCUAAGAAAAAGUCACAUAAGUUUAGCGUGGUAGUGGCCAAAGCUAUGCAUAAGGUGCGGCGCAUCUUUUUUUACAAGCGCGGAGUGGGGACUGGUGACCCGGCCGCCACCGGUGCUUUAGUAGUGGCAGGGAAACGUGGAUAUACCCCUAGUGUUACAAUGCGUCGUGGAAGCAGGAUUCGCAGUACGAGUAACGGGUCACUGCUACCCAUAGAUGAGGGGGUGAAUGGAGGCAGCAGCAGCAGAAGAGGAAGUUAUCGGUCAGGAGCACGGUUACGCGGGUCGCUACGCAAAACGAGAGAAGGGAGUGGAAGCUACCGCAGUGGCAGCAGUGCAAUGAUUUUUCCAUACAACUCAUUGUCGCGGAGUGUGCGGGUCCCUGAAAAGUAUAGUUCGACGAAGAUUUACACCCGGUUGUCGCAAUUAUCAGGGCAGAAGCAGGCAAUGGAGACAGUGCGGUAUCAUGCAGAGUUGAAUAAAAGUGUGGAAGAAUUUGAGACUCCAGCGGUUGAAAUUAAACCGACUAGUGAUACCCAGUUGAGAUUUCAUCGUGCAAGCAGCUAUAUUGCAUGUUUGACAACGCCUCACAAGUACCUGGACACUGGGGGGAAUUCUAGUGAAUUGAAUAAAAAAUCGGAGCUAGGGAAUAAAGCCAUUAUUGAGGAAGAACAAGAAGAACAAAAAGAAGAGAAAUCUGUUGGCUCAACUGCUGAUCCAAAACUUGAAGAAGACGAAGAGGAGGAAGAAGAGUUAGAUGAAAAUCAUGCUCGAGUACCCGGAUGGACCCAUUCGAUUCGCAUUGAGGAACCAUACCCUGAAUCGGCUGCUGAAUUUACUAGCUCGCCUAAAAAACCAAAAAAUUCAAAUUCUUUAACAGAAAAUUUCAAACCCGAUACCCUUGAACAGUGUGAUCCCAUCUCAUCGCCCUCCUCCAUUGCUCCACCUAUAAUGGUGACUCCUCCCCAAGAAGAAGAUAUCUGCAAAGUAUUACCUCUCGAUCAAGCAUUUGAAAGCAUUAUUCGGCGAGGGGCAAGCGCUGAAGUCUCAGCUAUGGAUCACGAGGUGGUCAUCAAUACCUAUCGCAACAAGUAUUUAGCUGAUCUGGGGUACUCACCGACCAACAUUUUUGAAAAUGAGCCGGAUCGCAAGUCGCUCUCGGAAACAACAGAAAGUAAUGCAGAACAAUCAGAGAUUGUUUCUGGUUGGCAUGGACAAAGUGUGAAGGACAAAGAAGAAGGUUGCUCGUUUGUUAUUGAUCAUGAUGGCGUGCAUUACCAAAAGCAAGGGCCAGAAACGAAUGGAUUUGUAAUACCCAAAAGUGAUAUCCAUCCUGUCAGUGCAAAUAGUUUAGACAGUGGUACAGCGUCUGGGUCGCUGUCAAGCAAAGACUCUCCUGGAAACCCAAUCAUGUAUUAUUUCUCUGAAAACAGUCCUCAGCCCCCAGUGCCACCUCCUAGCCAGGGUGAUGCAAAGUCCGGUGAGACUCUAAAACGGCGGCGAUAUAAUGUCGGAGAUCACGAACAUCACUUGCACCAGCACCACACGCAUCUUGGUCCUAAUCAUCACACUGUACGACGCCGGUUUUCAGCGUCAUCGUACUCGUCCACAUCGUCCACUCAAAAGUUUCAGUCAACGGGUCGACGCCAUGCAGAUAGACCCCCACUCAAGUCCUGCAUCAAGAAGAAAACGGCAGUUACUGCAGGAACUCAAAUUCACAAUGAAGAGACCUCGCUCACAAGUAUCUCAGUGAACCAAGCGUCGCCUAAAAUUGUGACACCGCGACGGGGUCCUCGAGCAGAGUCGUACGAGGGUGACGGCUGGGAAGAAGAAGACUUGGUUAAUGCAAGUGUGAGCUUUGAGAAUAACCGAAAGGGUAGUAGCGGCCCUCACAGGAAACCGUCACUGACAUCACUGACGUCAAACUGUGCAGGUUCUAAUACAAGCUUUGGAACAAAUGUGACUAGUAGCGGUGGCAGCGGCGGCUCCCGGUCCAAACGGGUCCGGUUUCUGAUUGAUGUGGAGAGCGUAGCUAGCAAGAGCCCAGUUCUCACGCACCUCAUGCGCCGCAGUAACGUCAACACGUCGCUGUUUGUUUCCCCGGUUGCAGACAAUAGACAGCAGGCUCCAACCACCAGAAAUAGCCUCAGAGAAGAGUCUUCUAAAGACUUACAUUCCUGUUCAUUUACAACAGUGUCUGAGGCCGUAACUGCAUCGCCUUUAUAUGCAUUCAACCCUCCACGUCGCACAAACUCUCCACCGCCACCAUUGUCGUCUUUCUCGCGUCACUCGGAAGGGCAUUCACGAGAAGGAUCGUUGUCACCAACUGGUGCCUCUUUGCCUGUGCUUUACUCCACUCCUCAGUCUUCGUUUCUGACUCCGCCCAAUGUGUUACCUUUGGGUAGCACGGGUCCGUCUCCAGGGCUUUGUGCAACCCCAGCAGCCGGUUUCUUGGGCCCCGCAGGAAACGCUACCAAGCUUUCAAGAUUGGCGUUGGGGACCGGUGUCCAUGGCGGGUUCAUGGGCCCGGUUUCGGCAGUGUUUGGAAGCAAUGCAGGAUUGUCGUCGUCACAACAACCGCGACAACCAUUGCAGGGACGCCGCGGGAAUAUGGGGGCUGCGGAAAUUGGAAUCAAUGUAGGGUACUCUGGGGUCUGGGGACGUUAG